AUGAGUUGGACUCUGCUCGAGCGGUUCAUUGAAUCCGAGCACUUCAACAGCGACCCGUCGCUUGCCGUGGCCUAUCUGGCUCGGUAUGCAGACCAUGUCGGAAUCCACUAUGUGCUCUGCUCGAAGCUGCGCACGUUUGCGUACGAGGAGCUCGAGUUCUUCCUGCCGCAGUACGUCUCCGUCCCUGUCCCCGUCGCCGUCGCCGUCGCCGUCGACGUCGCCGUGGCGCACGCGGCGGCCAUGGCACAGCGCAGCCGCUGA
Molecule: messenger RNA, 261 nt
Organism: Didymella exigua CBS 183.55
Lineage: Eukaryota; Fungi; Ascomycota; Dothideomycetes; Pleosporales; Didymellaceae
Exons: 2
Coding region: 1-261 (86 amino acids)
Source: RefSeq, a predicted model, not a curated record